This is a messenger RNA of Triticum aestivum (bread wheat), 2154 nucleotides long. RefSeq lists its product as uncharacterized. Lineage: Eukaryota; Viridiplantae; Streptophyta; Magnoliopsida; Poales; Poaceae. The coding region runs from base 234 to 560 and encodes 108 amino acids. The record is from RefSeq and is a predicted model, not a curated record. The transcript has 4 exons.
UCAUCAUCUCCACUGCCGCCUCAGAUUCUUCUCUGGAUAGUUCCCCACCACUCCCUCACAAUCUCCUCCGUUCCCCAUUCUCUCCACCAUAGCCAGCGCUCCCUGGUCAGGCCGCCCCCUCCCCUUCGUCACCAUCGCCGGCGCUCCCUGGUCAGGCUGUCCUCCCCUUCGUCACCAGCGCGGCCGCUCUCUCACACCCCGUAGGUCAAAGGUUGAAUUUUUAUCCGCUGCUGAUGGUGCUGCUGGGCGAGGAGGCGCUGGAUGCGCGUGCGCCGGCGCUGGAUCUGCUCCGUCUGGCUCCGGCGACCUUACCCCGUGGCUCCGGGACAGGAAGGCUACCCCGACGACAUACAGCGAGGAGGAUGAAGACACCUAGCCAUGGAUUUUUAGCAGCACUCACUCAAGGAAAAAGAGACCUCAACACGCCAAUGGAUGCAGCCAGCCUCCAACUCACCACGCACCUGCACCAACUUGAUGUAGGGAGAGGAGGAGUGAGGCUUCUCUCACGGGAUGACGCCCAGCCAUGGGGCAGCAACAAUCCAAGAUUGCUGUCAAAAUAAGCCUAAAUUCAGAGUCUUCGGAAGUCAAUUACUUUGAGCCUUUGAGUUAGGAGGUAUACCAGUCUCUUUGUAGUUUGCUCUUAAUAAACUCUUCCCUUGGCCAUGAUGAGAUGUUUAAGUCUUUCCACUUAUCAGUUUUUAGUUCCACUUGAAGCGAUGCAUAUUCGAAUACAUUUUCUAGUCCUUUGAGCUGUUGAAUGAAUAAAUGAAAAAGUAUUAGCAUCACAACCGAACAAUAACAGAAAUCGUGUUAUCAAAAGAUGGUGUAGUGGGACUAAUGACUAACCAUAGCGGUGAGGUCUUUGCGGCUCAUUCCUGGGCCUAGCGAGUCGAGCACCUGGAUGCAUCGCUGCCCGGCAUUUAUAACUGCUAGGUACCAAUGGAAGUGUUCAAUGUUAACUGGAAUGUAUAUCUGAAAAUAGGGUUUUUGUUAGUUUAGGUCCCAUCUAUACAAACAUUUAUAUGGAACUGAGACUCACCAUAUCAUGUUCCAAAUAAGUUAUAGCCAAUUCAAUUGGGGCAUAGAUAAUGAAAUUUGAUCAUCAUUACCUUGUGAUACAGCUAGCUGUGCCGGUGUUCCGUUAUGUAGGCCAUCUAUUUCCUCACUGGUAUUUUUUUUUCUUUUGUAGGCUUCACGCCUUCUCUUAUUAAUCUCAUCUUUAUUUUUUGCAUACCGCUCUCUAUCCCUCUGCCUUUUUAGUUCCUUUGGGUCUGCAAAUCAUGAAACAGUUCAGCAGUUGUAAUAGGUUUUUUGCGCGUGGCGCUAUAGCGCGGCUGUUGGAGAUGCUCUAGAAAACACUUUUUAGAUAUGUAGAUUUGUACAUCUCCUGUUUUACAUCUUCAAGUUUGCAUCUUCUAUUGGAGAUGCUCUAAUGUUGGCAUCCACUCCACGGGAGAGAAAAAAGGGUGCCCUUCCCCGAAACAAGGGAUAGCCAAUCAGAAAUAAAUCUCAUGAGGUUAAUUAUACCACCAGGGUGUUCAAAAAUCAGUUGUGGAAAACACACACAAAGAUGUUCUGCAAUCAGAACUGCAAACGUCGAUCUAGCUCAGUCUGGCAAAUAAUUCAACAUUGCCAAUGUUAAUGUAUGAAGAUUACCACAAUACAAGGACACUUGGGAAAUGAGAUCAAACAAGUUUUAAGGGCUGCAUCUGAGGUCUGAAGCAAUCCACCAAAGGCAGUAGAAAUUAAGUUACAAAACCAAUAUAUGUCCCAUCCCAGGUUUGUAUGAAAAGCUCUGAACAAAGCUAAUUUGCUACGAAAAAGUCACAUCAUGAGAAAAUUCCGUAGUGUGCACUGUGACAUUGGUUGCAGCAAGUUCAGCUAAAGUACAUGUGGAUAAACAAGAACCUGAUUCCAUGCCAGCACUGACUCAUUUUAUUGCAAGAAUUUUCUUCCUUUUGAAAGGCAUGAUGCCGAUUCCCCUCCUUUUUCAAAAAUAAGAAUCCAAGUGACGGGUACAGUAAGAAUCCUUAAGCUACAAUUGCAAAUGCAUGGUAGAGUUACUUCUCAAAUGCUCAGUGGUAACUUGUUUCACCUCUAUUGAUCUGAAAAUAGGAGCGCUUACCAUGACAUAGAGAGAGAAUGGUUGCCGCC